AUGGCCGCCAACAAGCAAAACGACGUGGCCUUUACCGUUCAAAGAUGGGCCCAGGAAAUCCGGAACAACAACGAAAUCCGCGCUGAAGUCAAGCUGCCGGGUCGGAUCAACGAGCUGGCUAUAUCACACGGCAACUUUAGCAACUCAGGUUCCAGCAUCACCCACACUGAGUACCUUCACCUCCGCACGAUCUGGUACCGGUAUAACUGUGACAAUCAUAUUGACGACUUUGCGGAUUUGUACCGAGACAAUGACCAAACGGGUUACAAGGGAUUCGUAUCCCCUCACAACGACCAACUUGCGCGGGAGUUGGUUUCAAAGUCAAACAGGUCCUCGUACCUGACUGCGUACUUGAACGAGGGCCUGAGAGAUGUUGGCGCCCCAUCUUACCUACAUCCUUCACCCGAAUGCGGGUAUUUCAGCAUGGUCCGGUACUGGCAGGUCAUGGCUACCACGCACACCAAGGGCAGUGGAAUGGAUGGCCCGAAAACCGACAAAUCCCAAGCCGAGAAGGAGGAUGCAAGAGGCCGACCGACAACGCCCGUCGAGCAACAAGGUUCCGGUGGGCCGUCAACCGUGGCUACACCUCCCCGCCAGAUUCUGCCCCCUCCUAAUACCCCCUCAGACUUCCGGACGCCGGCGGCAGUGUCGCAUCCAGCCGCCAAGGGAGGCGCCGACAACCCUCCAUCCGCCGACGAGUCGUAUGUGAAUGUUGCCCUGCUCCUGCUGCUGCAGGCAAUCGCACAGGAGUUUCAUAAGCAUUUCUCUGAUUUGCACUGGGUCCCACCCCGCCUGGCCUUGCACCUGAAAGUCCCCGUUUUCAACCCUGCCACACACACGGUCGACAACAAGUUGUUGCUGGAGGCACGGGUGGAUGGUUACUUGUGUCGCGGAAAAGCUGGACCCAGUUGGGAAAAGCCCAUGGCCAUUUGCGAGGCCAAGUCGGGCACGAGGAGGUCGAUCCAAAUCUCCACUGAGAGACAGGAAGCCGCUGAGAUGGCCGCCUGGAUUUGCAGCCACCCACUCAACGAAGGCCUUUUGCAGAACUCGAACAGCGGGAAGAAGCGACGACUGAUGAUUUCUCAAAACCUGAAUGAGAUUUAUAUCAUCAUCGGGGAGUAUGGACCCAGCUAUGAGCAGUACAUCCGCAACGCUCCGUGGAGGUGCACGGCCCCGAAGGAGACCAUCGCAAAACCGGCGCCCCUGCAACACACCCAAGCCAGGUUAGCACGCGACUUCGAAGAAACGCUCGGUUCUCCCACGUUCCUGAAGCAGCUUGCCCAGCAAGGCAUCGUCGAUAUUCAAGGAUGGGAUAAGAAGGUUGUGGGAAACGCCAUGGGUAGGGUGAAAGCCACACUUACAUCUCGCAACGGCGGUCCUGGAGGCCCUGGUGGCAACGGAAGCGACUCGGGCAAUUCUGGCCAGGCGCCUGUUAUGCACCGCUUUGGUCCCUGGAGAACCGACGACCCUGAAAACAUGAGCAAUUUCAUUCGUCGCCUUCUGGGCUUCAUGCUGGAGCUAUACGGUAACAGGGCGGCCUCACCUCCAAACAGCCGCAGCGCGUCGACCACCGGUCAUCACGGCCCGUUGGUCAUAGGCACCCGCCGCCCAUCGACCACGGGCUACCGCGGGCCGGCGGCCACUAGUGACCGCCCCGCGUCAACCACCGGUAGUCGUGCCCCGUCCGCCACUGGUGAUCGCGCCACGGGCAGUCGUGCCCCGUCGGCUACCGGUGAUCGCGCCACUGGCAGUCGUGCCCCGUCCGCCACCGGCCGCUCCUCAUCCACGACGAGCAACCAGGCUCCAUCGGCCAGCCAGAAUGGUGCCACUGGUAGUCGUGCCCCGUCGACUACCGGUCAGCGCACCUCGUCUGCCACCGGACACCGCUCCACGUCGGCAACAGCUAGUCGUGCGUCUUCGACCACCAGUGGUAGUCGUGCCUCGUCGGUCACGGGCGAUCGCGGCCGACCCCAGUAA
Messenger RNA from Chaetomium globosum CBS 148.51, 1977 nucleotides. RefSeq lists its product as uncharacterized. Bases 1 to 1977 code for a protein of 658 amino acids. The transcript has 3 exons. The record is from RefSeq and is a predicted model, not a curated record. NCBI's taxonomy places the organism in Eukaryota, Fungi, Ascomycota, Sordariomycetes, Sordariales, Chaetomiaceae.